This is a messenger RNA of Etheostoma spectabile (orangethroat darter), 5372 nucleotides long. RefSeq names its product leucine rich repeat and sterile alpha motif containing 1 (gene lrsam1). The transcript is spliced from 25 exons. NCBI's taxonomy places the organism in Eukaryota, Metazoa, Chordata, Actinopteri, Perciformes, Percidae. Gene Ontology annotation, molecular function: protein binding. The record is from RefSeq and is a predicted model, not a curated record. Gene Ontology annotation, cellular component: cytoplasm. Bases 381 to 2585 code for a protein of 734 amino acids.
UAAUAUUCUAAGCUAAGAAGAAGAUGAGCUGCAGUUAUUUGUUAUGAUUUAGCAACCUUCGAUGUAUCAGCUGAGCAAGGCUUAUAUCAGGUAUAUUGCUGCGUUUCCCGUAUGUUGUGAAUUAGGGAAGAACGUUAGCUGUUUUCGGUUCCCUUCUUUUAUCGACCACUGACUUCGCCUAACGUCCCACUUUAAUUUUAGCAGCUGAAGUUCACGUUACCCAGAAGAGCGAGGAGCAGCAAAUCCACACACAGCCUUGUGCAGACGCUGUCGGUGCUUUCCAACCUGUCCGUUAGUCCUCUGAAGUAGCUCUUGUCGUAGUGGAGGGACAGGAGGGAAACCCAGCAGGUAGAGAGGCAGCAGGACAGGCAGGACUCAGCAUGCCUCUGUUCUUCAGAAAGAGGAAACCCAGCAAUGACUCCCAGAAGAGACUGGAAUAUCAGCUGUGCCGGUCUAAGGAGGCAGGUGCUGAUGACAUCCUUGAUAUUUCAGCGUGUGAGCUCUCGGAGGUUCCCUCCUGUGCCUUUUCCAUUUGCAAGGUGCUACAGAAGAAGGUCCUUAUCCUCCAUAACAAUCAACUGAGGUCAUUGCUGCCCAAAGGAUGUGACAUCAAUGCUCUUGCCACUUUAAAGGUUUUGGAUCUACAUGAGAAUAAGCUCACUUCACUCCCAGAAGACAUUGGGAAGCUGGCGUCACUGCAGAUUCUGAACCUGGAGAAGAACCGUUUAAACGCACUGCCGGACUGUAUUGGGGAUCUACGACUUCUCCAGACACUCAAUUUGAAGGGUAACUGUCUCAGUGAGCUGCCGUCCUCAGUUGGUUCUUUGAGCAGCCUGCGCACCCUGGACCUGAGCGACAAUAGCAUCGUCCAGCUCCCCAAAGCUCUGGUCUACAUCCGCACCCUAGAGAGCUUUACACUUGAUGCUGCCAUGAUGUCCUACCCGCCUGCUUCCGUGUGUAAAGAGGGCACAGAGAGCAUCCAACGCUUCCUAUGCACCGAGCUGGGGGAGGAGUACUGCCCCCCAUCCCAGUAUCUCCUGCCGGUGCUGGAGAGUGAGUGUGGGAAACAGGACUCUGACUGUGUGGAUGGCUUGGAGGAGGCCUGGCUGAACAAAUUCAGUGACUACGAGAAGAGAAAGGAGCAGAAGCAGCAGUCGAAGCUGGCCUUCGAGCGGCACCUGGAGGAGAAGAAAAAAGAGCACACCCAGCUCGUACUCAUGAACUCCUCCCACAAGGAAAACAUCCUCAACUCAGUCCGACAGGACCAGGAGCGUCUGGAGCUGGAGGUCAGCCAGCAGCAGAGGGCUCAGGAGGCCGAGAGGCUGCUGGUGCUGGAGAAAGUCAGACAAGCUGAAGACAGCAUCAGCAGUCGCAUCUGCAGCAUGCUGAUGGACAAAAACAGGCAGGAAAAAAGUGCAGAGUUUCUUCAAGCCAUGGAGGAAGAUCGGAUCCGUAUGGAGCACCUGACUGCCAUCACACAGGAUGAAGCCAAUUCACUGAGGAAGAGGGAGGUGGCAGUUGCCAUGCAGAAGCUGCUGUCAGACAGCUGUGCUAUGAGCCUCCUCCAGGAGGCCAGUGACUUUCGCAGACAGAACCUGGUGUCUGAGGCCUGCAGAAGUAUGGAGAAUUUGGACAAGAAGUUUGAUAAGAUGCUGUCCCUCCAAGUUUUGGACAAAUCUAAAGCCAUCGCCCAAAUCUUACAGGAGGAGGAGAUGCAGAAAGCAGCGUUCCAGGCCCUGCAGCUGCAGAAAGAUGCUGUACACGGCUACAUCCGUAACCAGAUCAAUCUCAUAGAGGGGGAAUUAAUGCAGCUGACUAGAUUGGAGAUUAAAAGACGCAAUCUGGAUGCUGAGAACCUGCAGGAGGUGCUGGUGGAGCAGCGCACAGCUCUCGGUAAUUUGUUGCAGCAGCUGCUAAAGCAGAGAGACCAGCGGGAGCAGGAGCUCCGGCAGGUUCUGGUGGAGAUGGAGCUGAAGUCUGAGUCCAAUCAGCAGAACUACUGGAUGAUCCAGUACCAGAGGCUGUUGGAUGCCAAGCCGCUGUCUGUGCGCAUGCAGGAAGCGGGCGUGGAGAAGGAGUUGGUCAACCUGUUAUGCAAGCUGUCCGCCCAGCACUACCUGCCCAUCCUGGCUCAUCAUCGGGUGACAACGGAGGCCCUUCGCCACAUGAACUCAUCUGACCUCAAGAAGCUUGGCAUUAAUGAAAUAGGAAUCCAGAAAGCUCUUCUGCACUGGGCUUGGGAACACAACCCUGAAGGAGCUUGUAAGUCCGUCCAGCAGGACGCAGAGGCCGAAGUCGCCCCCACAGCUCCACCCCCUUGCUCCCCUCCGUCGUUUCCCAGCACCUCCACCAUCCAGAUGCCCAGCCCACCACUCACCCCGGGGACCCCCGUCACCCCCUCCGCCCCCAGCCCUGUGGACGGACCGGGGGGCUCAGAGUGUGUGGUCUGCAUGGAAACCGGGUCUCAGGUCAUCUUCCUGCCCUGUGGCCAUGCAUGUUGUUGUCAGGUCUGCAGCGGCGCUCUACAGAACUGCCCUCUGUGUCGGGCCAACAUAUCCCAGCGCAUUCGCCUCUACCACAGCUAGGACCAACUGCACUGUGCUACUCCUUCACUCUUCUUUAUUUAUGCAUGGUCAUAAAGCUGCUGUGAGCUGACCUCAUGUAUAAAAAAAGCUUUGAGCAGGUUUUAAAAGAGCUGAGUCACUUUAAUUUUUAUUAACCAAAAGUCUGAAUAGAUUUAUUUUAAAGUGUAACUCUCGCCAAAAUGCAACCUAAGGGGUUUUUGUGAAUGCACUCAAGUCAAACUUUCGUUUAAAAGCAUAAUUAGGACGGAAGAACCACUUUUAAGAUUCACCGUAUUUUCGUUUUUUUGGUCAAAUGGCCUUUUGAAUGGGAGAGUUAGGGGCACUUUUAUGCUAGCUUCAAAAUAGAUAUUUUUAGAACUCUAAGAAGGCUCGACGCAACAUGACACUCGGCUCUAAGUAUCACCAAGGGCUCUACACUUUAAGAACAUUGUUUGUGUUCACAGAGUUUACCAGAAAGAAAGCUUUUGAACAACUUAACUUUUGCCGGUCAAAAAGAGCCUAUCUCCGAAUGCAAUAGCCUGACAAGCCAAGCCCACAUCAUCAAGAUAUUGGGUCUAGAAACUCACCACUGGCAGGGCUCAAUCUGAGGGACAGGAUGAACAAUUGACUUUCAAAUCCCCUCUGCACGCUACAACCAACCAGAUCAACGCUGGUUGACAGAUUAAACUUUUGCCGUAUACGGUCGGCAAAAAUCCGAACACAUCUUCAUUUUUUAAGAAUAACUUCAGUGCUUCCAGUGUCUUCCAGUGUCGCGGCCAAAGCCGAAUCGAAAGACAAUCUUUUUUUGUUUUCAAGUAGCGGGGAAUUCACGCAGAAGUCUGCCGUCCUUAUGUUAGGCCCACCCACCGACUCUAUACACAGUGUGAUUGUGAUUGCUGAGUUUAUGUGUAGAGCCCCUGUGAGACUUGGAACAAAGUCUCAUGUGACAAAAUAGUGAUGCGAUCAUAGUAGUGUCCCUAGCUCUCCCAUUCAAAAGGCAUUUGACCUAAAACAAGAAUCGGGUGAAUCUUAAAAGCUGUGUUUCCGUCCUAAUUAUGCUUUUAAAUGAAAGUUUGACUUAGGUACAAUCACAGAAAGACCCUAGGUUGCAUUUUGGCGAGAGUUACGCUUUAACGGUGUUGUGUUUUUGGUUGUGUGAGCCUGUUUUAUUUUGUUCUUUUUAAAUAUUUUUGUUAUAUUUUUUUAAAUUAUAUACUUAGCGCCAAGUGGGCUACACCGCUCACUGGUUGAAGACUUUCUUAUUUUAGUUUCUCAAUUGAUGUGUGCCUUCUUCUGAAAAUGUCUUUUUUUUUUAACUUUCUGUGUUGUCUACCAAAGUAACACCUAUCCAACAUUUAUAUAAGUUAACAUAAAACGUGAUCUAUUGAUUGUCAUUGCUUUUGCCAUCAUUGCUGGCUGUCAUUGAAUCACUGAAGCAACCUCAUCUUGUUGCUCUUCAAGUUUCCUGAUGGAAUUAUGUAUCAAGUGUCAAUAGGGUGGAUUAUAUAUCUAUGCAUAUCAAGACAAUUUAAGGGGAACUCAUUGCUGCCCGGGUCAAAAGCGAUAGCUGUUGUUUUUUUAUCGUUAUUGUUUUCAACAACGAAACACAAUUUAGCAGCUCUCAAUAUGACAGUUAAAGGGUAACUACCUUUUUUUUAACCCUAUUUCCCUAUGUUUUUGUCUAAGUGACUGAUCUUUGAACAGCAAUCAACAACAAUCUUUGACAUUGGUCCAGUAUUAAGUGAGAUCGCUGCAGUCGACAGCGGCGAAACAAGCUACGAUGUAAGUUAAUAGGGCAAUUGUCCAGCUUGUUUUUACCUUCACAAAAGUGCUUAUUUUGGCACAGAUUAAUAUUCUAAGUGUUAAUCUGAAAAAGCUCUGAAGUUGCUAGCCAUUAUAACAUUGUAGAUAUGACCGAAAACACGGAAAAGCAUAAUAUGUCACCUUUUAAAAAGUGGGCGGUUACUGUUGAGCUCUGUUAAAGAUGCUAUUAAGUUGCAUUAUGGGAAAUGUAGGAUCCAGGGAUUUUGGAAAUUGCCCUAUGCUAUGGACUAAAAGUCAGGAUUUCUCAGACUGUGCUGCUUUGGUGUUAAACCUUGUUUUCUGAAAAGUUUCUCUCACCGUUCCCCCAGUUUCAUGGAAGUGCAAUACUAAAUUGGUGGAGUACCCCUUUAAAAUUAGAUUUUAACACUUUUUAAGAUCACAUAAUAAAGGAGGACACACCUUAUGCUCUAUAUUAUGCCAGUUUUGGGGGGGAUAUUUUGGAUAUUGCUUCAGUAGUGCAUACAAUCCUAUUUCAAAAACAAUCAAAUGACCACAACCCAUUUGCCGAGCACUCCAGCUGGGCCUUUUGGGGACUCCUAGGGUCUCCUAGGGUCUGUGGUCCCUGGGCAGAUGCUUGCUUACCUGGAUUGGAAAUCCAGCCUUGGACAUCACUCUAGUUUUUUGAUCCCACUCUUAUUUGAAUUGCUAUAUAUGGUGCAUAUGUAUGAAGUGACGACACAUAACCUGUUUGUAGCCAUCACUAAUGCUAUUAUACUCUGUCAAGUGCUCUUAACUUCAACAUCCCAGCAUGUUUCAGGAAAUAUCUUUACUUAUGACUGUUAAACGUAGUGUGUUAGAGAUUUCACUUCUAUAUAAAUCAGACAUUUCAUGUCAACAGACAGUGUAAUGUAAAAUAUGUGUGUGUUUUCCAUGUACUCAUCUUGUGGUUAAUGUAAAAGCUUUCUGUUGCUGGAGAGAUGAACUGCUCCUACACAGACAGCAACAUCUGGAAAUGUACUGAAAUACAGUAGGCUUUACAAACAG